CGGAGGGAAUAGGCCCAAAUGAAACGUCCCAUUCUUCAGGACGAUCAGUCGGCUUCCGACGGGAAGCGCGGCCUCAGGGGCUGGACGUCCUGGAGAUACCCCGCUAUAAAGCUGGCAGGUUCUGCUCUGUUUCGUAGACAGGAUUUGAGAUAGUGGAAGAUAAGCUGCAGCUUGGUUAGCGAUCUUGACCCCCAUAUCAAACUAGGGACAUGAGACCAGCUUACUUCCUUGCGGCCCUGGCCUCCGUGGCUGGCACUCAUGCUAAUCCCGAGCCCGACUUGGCUGGUACGAUCUGGGACGAUAUCAAAGGAGCAGUCACCUGUGCUGGCUGUGAGGGCCUGCUGGGGGCACUCAAACUAGCCGCUGGUUUGGGUCAAAGUGCACUGGAAAAUAUUGUAACUGGCGCAUGUAAGUUGGCAGCGAUCGAGGAUGAUGAUGUCUGUGAGGGCGCAAUCAAAGAAGAAGGCACGGCCGUUUAUUACGCCCUGAAGAAUCUGAAGGUCGGCUCGCAUACAUCGAAAACCUUCUGCUCCAGUAUUGCCGGCCUUUGCGAGUACCCUGACAUUCGGCCAUACAACCUCACCUUCCCCGUGGCCAAAUCCUCGGCCACUCGUCCACCCCCGAGUGGUCAGUCUCCGAUCCGGGUCGCACACAUCAGUGACACGCACGUUGACUUGCAGUACACCCCCGGGGCCAAUGCCCAAUGCACCAAGCCUAUUUGCUGUCGUAGUUUCACCCCGGAGGACGCCCCCGGUAACACCUCGAACCCGUGCGGACUCUGGGGUGACCAUCACUGCGAUCCCCCACUUCGUCUCGAGGACUCGAUGAUGGACGCUAUCGCGGCCCUCAACCCGACGUUCUCCAUCUACACGGGGGACGUCCCACCACACGACAUCUGGAUGGUGAACCAGAGUUCAGUCCUGCAGAGCUUCAACUCCACCUACUCCAAUCUGGGGAAACUGGGCGUCGUCUACGCGGCCCUGGGGAAUCACGACACAGCCCCGGUCAACCUCUUCCCUUCGGACAAGGUCCCACCCUCCCACAACCCCCAAUGGGCGUACGAUGCCCUAGCCAGCGACUGGGCCAACCUCAUCGAGGGUUCACCCAGCUCCACCACCAAACACGGGUCCUACUCCAUUGUGCACCCCAAUAGCAACCUCCGCAUCAUCUCCUACAACAGCGUCUUCUACUACAAAUACAACUUCUACGCCUUCCAGGAACCAAUGGAAUACGACCCGGACAACCAACUGCAGUGGUUGAUCUCCGAGUUGCAAGCCGCCGAGACCGCCGGCCAGCGCGUGUGGAUGAUCGCCCACAUCCCCACCGGCAACACCGACACGCUGCACGACUACUCGCACUACCUGGACCAGAUCAUCAACCGCUACAGCGCCAGCAUCGCCGCCCUCUUCUUCGGCCACACCCACACGGACCUCUUCCAAAUCUCGUACACCAACUACACCGCGCGCACCGCCGACUCGGCCACCGCAAUCGGCUACGUCACCCCAUCCAUGACCCCGGACUCGGGCGCCCCGGCCUUCCGCAUCUACGACAUCGACCCGGUCACCUUCGCCGUGCUCGACUACACCGUGUACACGGCCGACAUCAACAGCACCAAUUCCACCAACACCCCACCCAAAUGGGUCAAGUACUACUCGGCCAAGGAAGCCUACGGCUCGCUGCUGACCCCACCGGUCACGGACCCCACGGUCGAAAUGACCCCGGCGUUCUGGCACCAGGUGACCGCGCAAAUGGAGAAGGACGACUCGGUGUUCCAGGCGUGGUGGGCGCGCACCACGCGAGGCUACAACGUCACGGAGUGCACGGGCGACUGUGCAAAGACCAAGAUCUGCUCGCUGCGCGGCGGAGACGCCCAGUUCAACUGCGAGGGCGCGGGGACGCCGUUUAAAAUUACGAAGCGGAGUGAUGGGGUAAGCGAGGUGCAUGUGGAAAGACCCUUCUGUGAGGAUGCCGUGUUGGCGAGAAUUGUGGGAGGGCUGACGCGAAAGGGCGUCGAUGCGGAGAAGUAUGUUCGGGAGCAGGUGAAGCUUUACGAGAAGGUUUAAGUUGACGGGGGAAGGGGUUUUUAAUCUCUGUGACGUUGGUUGAUAUGUAUCUUGGUAUAUAUAAUGUUGAGUGUCUAAUGAUCCACCUUCGGAAGCAUUGACUCUGGAACCUUAUGUGGAAAUGAUCGGCUAGUAAGAAAGAAAUCAACUGACCCGGUUUCUGUAUCACCCUGCUCGUUUUACUAGUUAAAAGAAGUCUACGGUGGACACAUGUCAGGCGCAUGUGUGGAGCUUGCAAGAAACCUUUUUUUUUAUCAUUGUUCCCGAACCAUUGCUACCUAA
Aspergillus pseudonomiae is the source of this 2345-nucleotide messenger RNA. Its product is annotated as sphingomyelin phosphodiesterase. The transcript is spliced from 3 exons. NCBI's taxonomy places the organism in Eukaryota, Fungi, Ascomycota, Eurotiomycetes, Eurotiales, Aspergillaceae. The record is from RefSeq and is a predicted model, not a curated record. Gene Ontology annotation, biological process: sphingomyelin catabolic process. Bases 210 to 2063 code for a protein of 617 amino acids. Gene Ontology annotation, molecular function: sphingomyelin phosphodiesterase activity.